CCACAGGGAUGAUAGCGUCACGGGUUGGUAGCGAAGCGUCACGGGAUCAAGGUUGGUAGCCAAGCGUCACGGGAUCAGACAGAUAGCAAGUGAGAUGGCAAUCAAAAACGUCAAUUAGAUAAAAUUGCUUAAUCACGAAGGAAGGUAAUAGUUAGAGGUUAAAAGGUGAAAGUCAAAUAAAGUUUAAAAAAAAAGUUUUUUUUUUCUACAAGUUCUUGGAUUUCGGAUCGGUGGUAGUUGCGAAAAUUAAGUGGGACUUAAUCAGCACGACAGGACAAACCGAGUUAAAAACCUUGCGGGGGAGAAUUUGUAGGAUUGACGAGUAAAAGUAAGUCGAUAGCUAAAACGUUAACCUAAAGUAAAAUAAAACAUUGAAAUCUUAAAAUUUAAAAUAUAGAAAAUCUGGAGUUGAUUUGAGACAGAGAGUCGGCUAGGGAAAGAUAAGGCGAAGAAAUCCGCAGGAGGAAGGAAGAAACUAAAUCUUUGAUCUACUUAGAACUAAAAGUGGAUUCACGGCUGGUUUCUUGUUCCGAACAAAAAUCAAAGAUUUAUCAGGAAUAACCUCAAAGGAUGGCAACCGGUUCUCUAAAAGGUAUGGACGAGGCUCCUGCCUAUUGUUUGAUGUGCAACGGUCCGGAAGAGGACGACUACCAUAUGGUAAGCUGUAAUCAUUGCAACUUAUGGGCGCAUUUUUCCUGCGCUGGUGUCGGUGAAGAUAUACGUGAUGUAGAUUGGUUCUGCCCCAAGUGUAAAAAGUCCGACAGCCAGCUGAAGGUUCCGAAAGGAAAUAAGAAACCCGGUAAGAAGACUGGUAGUGCUCGUAGCGAUGCGGAAUCUGCUCGCAGUGCCAGUUCUAUUCUAGACACUGAACUAUUGCAACUCGAAGAAGAGCAGAGAGAUAAAGAGCGAGCAUGGGAGAAAGAGAUGAUACUUCGGGCGAAACGAUUGGAGUUAGAGAGAGCCUGGAAGAGAAAACAGAUACAACGUGAAAGAGAAAUGCGUGAGCAGGAACUACAGCAAGAAAGAGAGUUGCAAGAUCUUCAGCUGAUGCAGGAGCGGGAAUUAAUGGACCGCCAGCUAGCAGCCGAAGAAGAGUUUCUGAGAAAGAGGGAUCUAUUACGGGAGCGUAUGAAUGCCAGCGCUGCACAUCUACAACAGCUGAUGAAUGAAGGCGCAGCUGGUGGAUCGAAAGCGGGAUCCGAUAAAGCUAAAAGAGAUAGAAUAAGAAGUUGGGUAGAUAGACAAGAAAUAAAUAAAUAUGAAGAUUUAAAUUCGAUUCGCCAAGAUGAAGAAAGGCGAUCGACGGUGAGUUACAAGGAUAGGCCAGAUGCUAAAUUGGAACAUGAUUCACUUGAGAGUGGUUCUGAGCUGAGUGAUCCGAGAUCCCAGAGCAGAAGGCAAGACGGGCCGGGGCAGUCGAGAGUAACGAAAGAUCAGUUAGCGGCACGGCAGGUGGUGUCGAAACAUUUGCCAACAUUUAGGGGUGAGCCUGAAGUUUGGCCCUUGUUCAUUAGUAGUUUUGAACAUACAACAAGAGCGUGCGGGUUUACAAAUUUAGAUAACCUUAAAAGGUUGCAGGACAGCCUGCAAGGGGAUGCGUUAGAAGCGGUUAGAAGUAGAUUAGUGCUCCCGGACUCGGUCCCAGAUGUCGUAGAAGACCUUCGUAAACUUUUCGGAAGGCCGGAAAAGUUGCUGAGGGCAUUGUUAUUGAAAGUACGGAAAACACAAGCCCCUGACUCGGACAAUUUGAAAACAUUUAUCCAUUUUGGAAUCAAUGUUAAGCAACUUUGCGAUCAUUUAGAAGCUGCUCAAUUAACGGAUCAUUUAAACAACCCCAUGUUAGUGCAGGAAUUGGUAGAAAAACUACCGACUAACUACAAACUGGAUUGGGUCCGGUAUAAGCGGGGACGACACGGUACUCCGUUAAGGUUGUUCACCGACUUUAUGACUGAAGUGGUAUCGGAUGUAUCAGAGGUUUCCGACUGCAUGGAUUUACCACAAGCUCAACCAGUUAAACUCAGCAGGAGCGCGGGUGCAAAGAGAAAAGAAUUCGUGCAUAUGCAUGGGGCGGCGCAGAAGGCACUGGCUCAACCACAAACGGAUUGUGGUGGCAAGCCGUGCUGGAUUUGCAAACGAACCGACCAUAAACUCAGGUUUUGUGAUGAAUUCAAACGAAUGAACCUGACAGACCGGAUGAGGGCUGUAGAAAGGCUGAAGCUCUGCGUUCUCUGUUUAAAUAAUCAUGGAACCAGUCGAUGCAAUUUUAAGCUACGCUGUACAGUCGGUGGGUGCAACGGUAAUCACCACACGCUGCUGCAUCGAAGGGAAGAAUCGGUUCGACUAAUGGAAGUCAACUGUAACGCACACGAAAAUUUUCGUCGAUCAGUGAUUUUUCGGAUGGUUCCUGUGACCCUCUACGCAGGAAAUAUAGUUGUCAAAACAUUGGCUUUCUUGGAUGAAGGAUCCUCUAGUACGCUGAUAGAACAAUCAGUAGCCAAUCAGUUGAAGGUAAGAGGUGCACCAGAACCAUUGAUCGUCACCUGGACGGGAGACAUUAAGCGGUAUGAGAACGAUUCGCGCAGAAUUACUUUAAUGCUCUCUGCACAGGGAUCGAGCGAUAAGUUUGCUUUAGAAAAUGUCCGCACAGUCUCCAAGCUGGUUUUGCCGAAACAGAGUCUCCGGUUUGCUGAAAUAGCGACACGAUUUCCGCAUUUAGCAGGUUUGCCAGUAGCCGACCACGUAGGAGAAGAGCCAGCCAUCUUAAUAGGGCUGGAUAAUCUGCAUUUGUUCGCGCCGCAGGAGUCAAGGAUUGGUCAACCUGGUGAACCAAUCGCAGUACGGUCUAGACUGGGAUGGACGGUCUACGGGCCAGAAAAAAGGCAAAAGGAAAAUGCGGCCACUUUCCUCAAUUUACAUGUCACAGAAUCGGUUAGCAAUCAGGAACUGCACGAUAUGAUGCGAGCGCAAUAUGUCCUUGAUGAGGCGGGAGUUGCAACCUUCGCUGUUCCAGAAUCACUGGAAGACCAAAGAGCAAAAGCGAUACAACUAAAAACUACAAAACAAGUGGGAGAUCGUUUCGUAACGGGGUUACUUUGGCGAAAGGACGAACGACGGUUUCCAGACAGCUAUCCAAUGGCUGUGCGAAGGGCAAAGGCUCUUGAAAGAAGGUUGGAGCAAGAUGAGGUGUUAAAAAACAACGUAUGCAAGCAGAUAGACGAUUAUCAGGCGAAAGGGUAUGCCCACAAAGCCACAAAGGAAGAACUGUCCGGAACGCCAUCGUCAGCAGUUUGGUAUUUGCCACUAAAUGUGGUAGUUAAUCCGCGAAAACCGGGAAAGGUACGCCUAGUUUGGGAUGCUGCAGCGUGCGUACGGGGAGUGUCAUUGAAUACACAGCUCCUCAAAGGGCCAGACAUGCUUGUAUCCCUCCCGAAAGUAAUUUGCCGCUUUAGAGAGAAGCCGGUUGCGUUCGGAGGAGACAUCGAGGAGAUGUAUCACCAGGUUCGCGUUAGAAAUGAAGAUAAAUCUGCACAACGUUUUCUUUUUCGUUCGACAAGCGAUGACGAGCUGCAAGUGUACGUGAUGGACGUACUCACGUUCGGCGCAACGUGCUCCCCGAGCUCAGCGCAAUACGUCAAAAAUGUGAACGCAAGGCGGUUCGCAGAACAAUUUCCGGAAGCAGCAGCAGCUAUUGUCGAUCGACAUUAUGUUGAUGACUAUUAUGAUAGUGCGGACACCGUAGCUGAAGCGAUCGCUCGGGCUAAGGCGGUGAAAUUUAUUCAUUCUAAGGGAGGAUUCAACAUUAGAAACUGGGUGUCGAAUUCUAACACCAUUUUGGAGGAAAUGGGAGACCGAAGUGAGAAUGCAGCAGUGCAUUUCAACAAAAAUAAAAACACAGAGUUUGAGCGUGUUUUGGGAAUAGUUUGGGAACCUCUUCGGGAUCAAUUUUCAUUUUCCACCUCGUCGAGAGCAGAGUUUCGCAAGAUCCUUCAAGAUGAAUUAUGCCCAACAAAAAGAAUGGUUCUUAGCUUUGUCAUGUCGUUGUUUGAUCCACUGGGUCUCUUGUCACCGUUUACAGUUCUUGGGCGGAUGUUACUCCAAGAUAUAUGGCGGAUGGGCUGUGAUUGGGAUGAGAAGAUAGAUAGGGAAUCUUUCAGAAAAUGGAUUAAAUGGGCAAAGCUGCUGCCAGAAAUUGAGACGUUCCGUAUCUCCCGAAGUUACUUUGGAAACGCGCGGUCUGAUGAGGUACAUGAUAUCCAGCUCCACGUGUUCACGGAUGCUAGCGAAACGGCUUAUGGAUGCGUGGCGUUUUUACGUGCGGUAGUUCGAGGCGAAAUUAUGUGCACACUAAUAAUGAGUAGAGCUAAAGUUGCACCUUUGAAGCUGGUAUCUAUUCCUCGAUUGGAACUCCAGGCAGCAGUUCUGGGAGCACGUUUAACACGCACAGUACGCGAAAAUCACAGUCUCACAAUCGGCAAGCAAUGUAUUUGGACAGAUGCGCAAACAGUUUUGUCCUGGAUUCGAUCCGAUCAGCGGAACUAUAAGCAAUAUGUCGGAUUUCGGAUUGGAGAAAUACUCAGCUUAACCAAGCUGACCGAUUGGUAUUGGGUACCGACAAAGCUUAAUAUAGCGGAUCAAUUGACAAAGUGGGGAAAUGAGUUGGAUUUAAGCUCAAACAGCUCGUGGGUUCGAGGGCCCGCAUUUUUGUAUCAAUCGGAAGAAAAGUGGCCACGAAAAUGCAUGCCACCAACGAAUACUACGGAGGAACUACGCGUUCAUCUUUUGUUACAUGACAUAUGUUUGCCAGGCCAGAUCAUAGAUCCUUUACGAGUCUCGAAAUGGACCGUGCUGGUGAGAACCGUUGCUUCAGUGAUUAGAUUUGCGUCUAAUUGUAGACGAAAGGUGAGAAAGCAGCCGAUCGAAACUUUAAGAGCCACAGAUCGUCAGAAGAAAAUAUUGGAACGGAUGGCAAGCGUUUUGAGUGUACGUGUUCCUUUCCAGCAAGAAGAGUACAAGAGAGCUGAAUCGCAUUUGCUUAGAAUGGCACAGGCGGACUCAUACGGACCUGAAUUAAAGGUGCUAAUGCAUAACAAAGACCGCCCAGUCACCGAGUGGCUUUUCCUGGAAAAAUCGAGCUGUCUAUAUAAGUUAUCGCCGUUUUUGGAUGAAACCAAUGUGGUCCGAAUGGAGGGACGAACAGAACGAGCGGAAUAUCUACCAUUUGAUUUGCGGUUCCCAAUCAUUUUGCCGGCUGAAAAUGCAGUAACGAAAUUGCUGGCCCAUCAUUAUCACUCAAAAUUUGGCCAUGGAUACCGUGAAACGGUAAAAAAUGAGUUGAAGCAAAAAUAUUUAAUACCGAAGGUUGAUGCAUUGGUCCGAAGAGUGUCUUCGUCAUGCAUGUGCUGUAAAGUUCAGCGAAACAAACCACAAUGUCCCAGAAUGGCACCGCUACCGGUGCAGAGACUUACGCCGUAUCUUCGGCCGUUUAGCCACGUCGGCGUCGACUAUCUGGGUCCAUUCGAGGUGACAGUAAAUCGCCACGUGGAAAAAAGAUGGAUCGCGUUGUUCACUUGCCUAGUGAUGCGGGCUGUACACGUGGAAGUCACGUAUGGGCUGACGACCCAGUCUUGCUUGAUGGCGAUUAGGCGAUUUAUGGGUAGAUGA
Molecule: messenger RNA, 5661 nt
Organism: Wyeomyia smithii (pitcher-plant mosquito)
Lineage: Eukaryota; Metazoa; Arthropoda; Insecta; Diptera; Culicidae
Exons: 3
Coding region: 571-5661 (1696 amino acids)
Molecular function (GO): nucleic acid binding
Source: RefSeq, a predicted model, not a curated record